This is a messenger RNA of Symbiodinium natans, 1551 nucleotides long. The record is from the annotation of a GenBank genome assembly. Lineage: Eukaryota; Dinophyceae; Suessiales; Symbiodiniaceae.
AUGGCUCUCACAGUGCCACGGAGCAGUGUGAUAACAACGGCAAGCCGUGGCAAACCUUCACUCUCCCCCCCUUCCCCCUUCCCCCCGCCCCUUCACCCCACCACCCCACAACCAACGCGAGCAAGCUUACGGAGACCAGUACCGGACGGAGCUCAUUCCAGUGCCAGGUUCAAGCUGAGCAUUGUCAUUCACAGUGCAGCUGUGGAGAAAAUUGGGGGGCCCGGACUGGUGCAGGAUCAGAGGCCCUAUGUCAGCAUUCGCAUCAAUGACAAGCUGAAGGAAACAGAGCUGGGAGAUUGGAGCUCUGAGAAGGAGCAAUGGUGUUUUCGAGAGGUCAUCACCCUGGAGGUAGUGCCGACAGAUGAGGUGUUUGUUGCUGUCUCCAGCAGCACCAAGUACGAUUUCUGGCUGGCAUCUGUGCAGUUGACCAGCACAAAGAUCGGGGAGGCUUGCUUUCCCGUCUUCUCAGUCAUUCCGCGACUCAAACAGGAGGACCGUGACGAGGAUGGCAUGGUAUGGUCCUCUCCGAUAAUUCCCUUUGAUGUGAGGGAUGACGGCACGACCACUGCUCGCACCUACCUCUCCUUCGAGACCACGCAGGUGGGGUAUCGCGAGCAGCAGCAGGGACAAACUAAGAUACCUCUUGGCCGCAAGGACAGGAUAGGACAGGCCGCAUUUGAAGCCAACAGCAUCCUGGAGCAAGCAAUGGGUGCGCAAGGGGUGUGCCGGCAUGCUUGGGAACUCUCAGGGCUACAGCUUAUAGAAGGAGAUAUCCAUCUGUGCUGGGGGAAAGCUGCUGCCUGUGACUCAGUGUUUCACGAGCACAAGGUUCUGCAAGAGUCUGAGCCGCAGUGGCGGAUACCUCUGCGCCGGAAGGGGAACUUGAAACCAUCGCAAGCAGAGCUUCAUCUUGUCAUUGUGUUCUGCACGCUCUUGCGGGACGACAUGCUGUUGGAGCAUCACCGUGUUAGCCAUUUUGGCCACAAGCUGCAUCUUCCAUCCUUAGACAGCCUCGACUGCCUGGUCAGCAGCGUACCGCUUCGCGCUUUGGAUCCGGUUGGCAUGACCUUCACAGUCCCAGAUCCGGGAGCCUCUGUGGGUGCCUCUGGCAAGUCUUCCCUCCGCGGUAUCUGCCAAGGCCUCAGAAGUUUCCGCUGGCAGACGACAUACGUGAGCGACUUCUGCGCGGACUUCAAGGAUUUGAUGCCGCCAGAGCCAGCCCUCGGGGCCAAGGCUGAUGCAUCCUCCGCAUCGAGGCUUCAGAAGUUCAAGACCAAAGUGCCAACUACACCACCGCCCGGAGGGCGACUGCGUGCCCUAGGUGGAAACCUGCAGCGGCCGGGCACACGUAUCCCGGGCAAGGAGCCACUGUUGCCUGUGGAGCCCGUGGAGAGGAACCGCUGGCGCAAGGAGUAUGCUUGUGGCCGUCGAUCCCCGCGUGCCCGCUACUGUGGUACCAAGGACUGGGAGGCGCCCCAGGAAAUGAUUCUGCGAGCGCCCAUCGUGCUGGGUGUGAUUGGCCAUCCACGUGCCAGCUCCGUCCCUAAGUGA